CAGCACAGGCUGAUUGUGUUUCUGCCUCACGCUGUACAUUUCAAGCUCAUGAAAUUGAAUUUGCCGUUGCUGAAGCAACAAGAGAAGGGAGAGCAUCAUCAUCAGACAAUCCCUAACUCCCUCCGCCGAGUUCAUUGUCAUUGCAAGCAUCCACAGCUGCCUAUACAAAUAACAAACCCCGUCUAACAUCCACCACAGAGAGGAAGGAUUAAAAGCCUCAUUCAUCCGAGCAGCGAUUGGCUGUGGGCUGCUGUCUAUUAUCAGUAGGCGGGACCGAUCUUCUCUGUCUGCGUUUCUGCCUUUAGCAAGGCUCAUUAACGCUGCACAGGCUGUAGCUAAGCAACUGCGUACGUUUCAUUUUCUUUCUUGGAAGUGGCAGGGAUACACUCAAGUUAGAAUGUAUGGAUUUGUGAACCAUGCCUUGGAGCUGCUUGUAAUACGAAACUAUGGUCCAGAAAUAUGGGAAGACAUAAAGAAAGAGGCACAGUUGGAUGAAGAGGGGCAAUUUCUGGUUAGAAUAAUAUAUGACGACUCAAAGACCUAUGACUUGGUAGCUGCAGCAUGCAAAGUACUUAAUCUCAAUGCAGGUGACAUUCUCCAGAUGUUUGGAAACAUGUUUUUUGUUUUUUGCCAAGAGUCUGGCUAUGACACCAUCCUACGUGUCCUUGGAUCCAAUGUCAGAGAAUUUUUGCAGAAUUUGGAUGCCCUGCACGACCACCUUGGUACUAUAUAUCCAGGCAUGCGUGCUCCAUCCUUCCGAUGUACUGACGCUGAGAAAGGAAAAGGGCUUAUUUUGCACUACUAUUCAGAAAGAGAAGGUCUCCAGGACAUUGUCAUUGGCAUUGUUAAGACAGUGGCUCAGCAGAUCCAUGGAACAGAAAUUGACAUGAAGGUAAUUCAACAAAGAAAUGAGGAGUGUGACCACACACAGUUUUUGAUUGAAGAAAAGGAUACGAGAGAGGAAGACUUUUAUGAAGAUCAAGACAGAUUUGAAGAAAAUGGAACUCAAGAGUCCCGCAUUAGUCCCUAUACCUUCUGCAAGGCUUUUCCAUUUCACAUCAUGUUUGACAGAGACCUUUUUGUCACACAAUGUGGAAAUGCUAUCUACAGAGUUCUACCCCAGCUCCAGCCUGGAAAUUGCAACCUGUUAUCAGUUUUCUCUUUGGUUCGGCCUCAUAUAGACAUCAGUUUCCAUGGAAUUCUCUCUCAUAUCAACACUGUAUUUGUAUUAAGAAGCAAGGAAGGCUUACUUGACGUGGAAAAGUCUGAGAGUGAAGAUGAGCUGACUGGUACUGAAAUUAGUUGCCUUCGCCUGAAAGGACAAAUGAUCUACUUGCCUGAGGCUGACAACAUUCUGUUCCUGUGCUCUCCAAGCGUAAUGAAUCUCGAUGAUCUUACAAGAAGAGGACUGUACCUCAGUGACAUACCACUACAUGAUGCUACUCGCGAUUUGGUCCUGCUGGGGGAACAGUUCCGAGAGGAAUACAAGUUGACUCAAGAACUGGAAAUCCUAACAGACAGACUUCAGCACACACUGAGAGCCCUGGAGGAUGAGAAGAAAAAGACAGAUACCUUGCUGUACUCUGUUCUUCCACCUUCUGUUGCCAAUGAGCUCAGACAUAAGCGUCCAGUUCCAGCCAAAAGAUACGAUAAUGUGACAAUUCUUUUUAGUGGCAUUGUGGGAUUUAAUACAUUUUGUAGUAAACAUGCCUCUGGCGAAGGUGCAAUGAAAAUUGUUAACCUUCUAAAUGAUGUUUAUACAAGGUUUGACAUUCUGACCGACUCCCGAAAUAACCCAUAUGUCUAUAAGGUGGAAACAGUUGGAGACAAAUAUAUGACAGUCAGUGGCCUCCCAGAGCCAUGUGUGCACCAUGCACGAUCCGUUUGCCACUUGGCUCUAGACAUGAUGGAAAUAGCAGGACAGGUUCAAGUAGAUGGUGAGUCUGUUCAGAUAACUAUUGGCAUUCAUACAGGUGAAGUGGUUACAGGGGUCAUAGGCCAAAGAAUGCCACGCUACUGCCUGUUUGGAAACACUGUUAAUCUGACAAGCAGAACAGAAACGACAGGAGAAAAGGGAAAGAUUAAUGUAUCUGAGUACACCUACCGGUGCCUCAUGAGUCCUGAGAAUUCAGAUCCUCAGUUCCACCUGCAAUACCGUGGUCCAGUUAGCAUGAAGGGAAAAACUGAUCCAAUGCAAGUUUGGUUUUUGUCCAGAAAGGAAUUAGAAACAGAGGAGUAAAUGGUGUGUUGUUUUACUGGAAAUUCCUCCAUUCAGAAUGACCAUCUAUGUAAACUUGCACUUCUUUCGAACCUGUGGUUUACUGUCCAGCAAUUCAAAGUUAAGUAAUGCCAUUAGGAGAACCAGUAUUAUUAUUAUUCCUUAACUUCUGUAUUAACUUAACAUGUAUACAAUGUGUUCAGCAUCAUUGUGAUAUUGUUAACAUUCCAUAUAGUUUCUCUCUAGUCAUAUUAUUAAACUAACAAGCACUUCCGACGUUUUUUUUCUAGCUACACUCACGUUCAUGGUGGAUAGGAAUAACUGUUUACUAUUCUAGUGAAUGUUGUAUCUUGCAAUAAUACUUUUUUUAUGGUAUGUUAUAUUGUGAUGCUGAUGUUACACAAGGGGAGGCACAUUUAUCAAAGUUCGAAUUUCGAAUUCAUGUGAUUUUUUUUAAAAUUUGAAUAUACUCACAAUUUGACUGGGAAGCUAUUUAAGAAAAAAUUAGAAUGGCUAAUAUUCGAUCUAAUGGUUCCGACCCUAAAAUUCUAAUAUUAUUUGAUUCAAAUAUGCUUUUUAUGAAUUAAAUGUUUCUCCUGAAAAAAAAACUCAAAUGCCAGGAAGGCUAAUAACAUCUCCAAAUGGCUCAACGGACCUUUGCCAUUGACUUGUACAAGUCAAGCUUGAUAAAGGGCCCCGUGAGGCCCCAAAACGUUGCCACUUGUUUGCAUGAUUUGAGCCAAUAAAAUCACCUGCUGAAAAAUACUUCACUUCAGUGUGCUACAGUAUAUUGGACUAUUGCAUAUGUUUUGACCCGUGGCAGGUAGGAUACAUUACUGGUUUAAGCACCUGAUCCUAAGGGAUUCAACGCGGAAGAUUUGAGGCUGAGCACUCCAUUCUUUUUUUAACAAAUCUUUAUUUAUGAAUUUUUCUUAAGGGAGGGGGUACAGAAGAAGAAAAGGAGGGGGAGUGAAUAGGAAUGGGGCUAUAAAGUUACAAGAAAAAUCCAGCAUAUAUCAUCACAACUUUUGUAUAUACAUACAUGUAUUUAUAGUCUCACUUUUAUUUGAGCACUCCAUUCUAGUGUGGAAUUGACUUGUACAUGAACUGGGCAGGUUUUAGGUGGCAAAUAUUUGAAUUAGGACUGUUUCCAUGGUCGAGAUGUGGUAAAUCUUACAUUAAGGGGCCAAUUCACCAAGCUCGAGUGAAGGAUUCUAAGUAAAAAAACUUCGAAUUUUGAAGUGUUUUUUGGGCUACUUUGACCAUCGAAUGGGCUACUUCGACCUUCGUCUUCGAAUCGAAGGAUUCUAACUAAAAAUCGUUCGACUAUUCGACCAUUCCAUUGUCGAAAGUACUGUCUCUUUAAGAAAAAACUUCGACCCCCUAGUUCACCAUCUAAAACCUACCGAACCCAAUGUUAGCCUAUGGGGAAGGUCCCCAUAGGCUUGCCUAAGUUUUUUUGGUCGAAGGAUAAUCCUUCGAUCGUUGGAUUAAAAUCCUUCAAAACGUUCGAUUCGAAAGAUUUAAUCGUACGAUCGAAGGAUUAUUCCUUUGAUUGCUCGAUCAAACUAUUUGCGCUAAAUUCCUUCGACUUCGAUAUUCGAAGUCGAAGGAUUUUAAUUCCCAGUCGAAUAUUGAGGGUUAAUUAACGCUCAAUAUUCGACCCUUGGUGAAUUUGCCCCUAAAAGUUAUAUUCAAAUAGGGGGAUCAAAAUUCAAAUGUGUGAAUUGACUGUUCGACCCUUGAUAAAUCUGCCCCAUAAUAAUAAUAAUAAUAUAUAGUACUGUGAUGCAUAUUACAAUUUGUUUUUUAAAUGUUUUAUGCAUUUAUUAUAUUGGAGCAAUGAAAAGUAAGUUGCUGUUAUUUAAAACAACAUGCGUGGUAGUAACAUUUGCUGAUAGUUUUGAAGGUAGCCACUGAACCCUUUCAUUUUAUCCCGUUGUUGCAAGAGAUCAUCUAGCUGUGUAAAUAUAACAGUGUGGUCCCACAAAAUAAGUUAUAUUUUUAGUGCUGUUGUACCCUCUCAUCAACAGGGGGAUCAAACCUGAUUUCCAAAUUACUAAAGAAAAUAAAAAGAACUUUGUUUCUCUUUUCAAACAGUUUUUUCUACAAUUUUUUUUUUAUUUCUUUGAAAAGAAAUAAGCAUUCCACUUAAAUAUAGUGCCAUACCAUUUUGUGCAUACCAUAAGUCUUUUUCACAAGCAGAUUCUUAUAGUGUAAAUAACGCAAAGAAAACUAUUUUAGAAAUGUGGUACAUUAUUUAGUAGCAAAAAUAUUUCUAUGCUAUAUUAAAGUAUAAUUUUUUGAAGUAUAUAUUGUAAUGGGAUUGUUACAGUCCAGUAUAGAAAAGUUGUUGUAUAAAUGUUUCUUUAUAUUUAUUUUAUCAUUGCAUCACAUUUCUGUACAAAUGUUCAUGUACGCAGCAGCUACAAUAAAUUAUUUUUUCCACGAA
Molecule: messenger RNA, 4670 nt
Organism: Xenopus laevis (African clawed frog)
Lineage: Eukaryota; Metazoa; Chordata; Amphibia; Anura; Pipidae
Gene: gucy1b1.S
Product: guanylate cyclase 1 soluble subunit beta 1 S homeolog
Exons: 14
Coding region: 398-2239 (613 amino acids)
Biological process (GO): cyclic nucleotide biosynthetic process; response to oxygen levels; intracellular signal transduction
Cellular component (GO): cytoplasm; guanylate cyclase complex, soluble
Molecular function (GO): guanylate cyclase activity; phosphorus-oxygen lyase activity; heme binding
Source: RefSeq, a predicted model, not a curated record